Molecule: messenger RNA, 2565 nt
Organism: Corythoichthys intestinalis (scribbled pipefish)
Lineage: Eukaryota; Metazoa; Chordata; Actinopteri; Syngnathiformes; Syngnathidae
Gene: arhgef3l
Product: Rho guanine nucleotide exchange factor (GEF) 3, like
Exons: 13
Coding region: 812-2401 (529 amino acids)
Biological process (GO): intracellular signal transduction; positive regulation of Rho protein signal transduction
Molecular function (GO): guanyl-nucleotide exchange factor activity
Source: RefSeq, a predicted model, not a curated record
AAAUUCAUAGCAUUUCAAAAUGUUCAGUCAAAAUAUGGCAACCAGUGUUGUUGGGUGCUUAUUUAACCUUCAACUGCAAUCUUUAAAAGUAGGCAAAUUAAGGCUUUCAGACACGAGUUGCCUGAAUUCCUGCAGUACAGCCGCCCUAAAAUGUCUUUUCAGUUUAUUUGAUGAGGUGCUGUUGACCUUGAUGCCCAUCUACACUAUCAGGUGCAUACACUUCUAAAGACUUGACAUAGUAUUUGCUGCAUUCUCAUGUCUGUCAAAUCAUAGAGCUGCCACAAUAUUGCUGACACAGGUGAUAGUUUUCUACAUAUCACAGUGACUAACCAGACCACAUUGUACUUGUUUAUCGGGGUAAAGAUACAAACCUGGGCUCCCAUUAUUGGCCUGUUGAAGAGUCAAGAGAAUUAAGAGGGGGGUAGGGGCCUUGAGUAGAAUACCUUUUUUUUUUGGAGAGCUGCAUCCUUAAUUACUAGCAGUAAAUAACUUAUCGAAAAUCGACUCUCACUUCCCUUCACAAAUCAGUCAUCCAUUUGUCAGAUUCAAGUAAUGUGUGUCAGAUUUAAGCAAAUUACUUACCCUGCCUGAGCAGAGCGGAUACAUUGUUAAGUACAGCCCAAAAGGAUGUGGUUGAGUGAGAUCGCGUAGCGAAGGAGUUGCACUUCUUUCUGCGGAACUGCGCAGUGUUAGGUUCACUUUUUAUUUUUAAGUAGAAAACUCUCUGGUAUGAGCUUGGGCAUACCUCUUUUUUAUUUAUUUAUUUUUAAUUAUUUUUUUGUGAACGUGAUGGAUUUGUGAAAAGGAUUUGAUGUCAAAGAAGAUGGAAAUGGAAGACGGCUAUGAGACCAAGACAUCUUGGUCACAAAGAGAAAUGCCGUCCACCCCUACCAUAUGUGACCAUGCAGGAAAGAAGAGAAAACAAGGUUUGACCCCUGACCCUGUGAUCAGAAUUAUAGAGGAUGAGGAGGAGGAGGAGCCGCAAGUACAGGAUGAAAUGCUGCCCCAGCUCAUGAAUGACUCAGAGGAGCCUAGCAACAAGCGGGUCAAACCUGUGGUCAAGUCAAACAGCCUAACAGGGGUCAUCUCCCCGGUAAAGACGCCUGCUCUCAAACGCUUUGGCCAGUCCAUUUCGCGCUCCAUUAGUUUUCGUACAGAGGUGCGGCCCUUGCCCACGCCACCCUUGCGCUCUCGGACAAAGGGCACAUCUUUUCCACGGAGACGCAACAGCCAGUGUUGGAGUGACACUGUAGAAAGUCACAACCUCACCGCCAAGGAGAUCAAACGACAAGAGGUGAUCUAUGAGCUGACUGAGGGGGAGCGACAACUCAUUGAGGAUCUUAGUCUUGUUAAGAAGGUGUAUUAUGAGCCCAUGCUGAAGCUGGACAUCAUGUCCGAGAGCGAACUCAGGCAGAUUUUUGGGACUCUAGACUCUCUCAUUCCUCUCCAUGAAGAUCUGCUGAGCCGUCUUGAGCGUCUGAGGGGAUCGAAAAAAACUGUGGGCGAAGUGGCUCCCACUCUCAUGAAUUGGUUUCCUUGCCUGGAGGCCUACGUCACAUACUGCUGUAACCAGGUAGAAGCUAAAGCCCUUCUGGACCACAAAAAACAAGAGAAGCGUGUGGAACAGUUCUUGCGCCUCUGCCAGGAGUCAUCGUUUAGCAGGAAAUUGGACCUUUGGAACUUCCUGGAUCUCCCUCGAAGUCGUUUGGUGAAAUACCCUCUUUUGCUCAAAGAGAUUCAAAAGUGCACACCAGCUGAGCACCCAGAUGAGUUCACGUUGCCUAAUGCAUUGGAAGUGAUCCACAGCAUUGUGGCAGAAGUGAACAAGAAGACAGGCGAGGCCGAGUGUCAGUUUUACCGGCGUGGGCUUGCCUAUCUCGAGGACUUUCAGAGACUUCCAGAGAUCCAACUGUCACGCUUCCUCUAUUGCCAUGGGGAGCUCAGGAGCAAUAAGGGCCUGCGGCUGCAUGUAUUCCUAUUUGAGCUGGCUCUGGUGCUGACCAGACCGGGAGAAGACCGAGAAGGCGGUCAUGUUUUCCAAGUCUACAGACAACCUCUCCCCAACGCCUCCCUAAACCUAGAGGUGAUCCCAGAUGGGGAGGGUGGUGGAGGGGGUUCGUUCAGAGGAGCGUUUACAGGGGGCAAUGACAAAGUGAAGAACUGUUUUCGUGUGAGCAGCAGGGGGCGCUCCAAGGCCCACUCCUACAGUCUACAAGCCAAUGAUUCCUUCAGUAAGCAACAGUGGAUCACGUGUCUACGCCAGGCCAUGGUCCAGUCUCGAGACAGGAAGGCCCAGGGCAGACAGUUGUUGGUGUCUCCACACCCUGACCCCACCCUGUGUCACAUAGCCGACCUCAGCCUCAGUUGUGAUGCUGACAUGGCGGACGUCACCAGCCGCUGAGUGAUGAAAGCAGCCAUUGCAGGGCCUCUUGGCUCUGUUAUAGGCGCGCUCACUAGAUCUUUGUUACCAUUUUGAGAACCUCACUGAAUGGCUGUAUGUUGUAUAGUUUUGGAACAAUGUUACUGGAUGUACAUUAACCAUGUGGGUAUCGUUUUUAAUAAAUA